AUGGCUGAACCCUCGAUGUCGAAAUCCAUGAAUAGUGCAAGCUCGGCUUCAUUUUCAAAAGAAUCCAAUUCACUAAUUCAUGGAAACAAUGGAAUAAUUGAUAGAGUGUUUCCAAUUUUCGAUCAAAUGAUGCAAAAAACAAGAUUUCCUAGUUGGAUUAUGACAAUAGUCUCAUCUUUUCUCUUGGCACAGAUCCUCUCGGUUACUCUUUGGAUUUACACACCAAUUUUUGAACAGUCCACUGGGAAAUGGGAAAAAUUUUAUAACAUACUAAUCGAAAUCAUCUCAUUUCAAAACCCUCUGAACCGUACAGGUACACUUUCCCCUAUUCUCAUUGUAAAUAUCUGUGUUGCCGUAUUGUCAUUACUAUGGAUCAUCGGCAUGAUCUUCUACAACAAAGUUUUCUACGAAAUACCAGCGUAUCUACUAUAUAUAACUUCAUUUAUCAUUGAUAUAGUCGAUCCACUCUUCAUUAUGCCAUGCGUUUACUUAGUUAAUCAUGGCAUCACUUCAUUUCAGUAUGAAACCAACAGUUUGUACACAUUAGAAGUAGUCAUAGGUGGAGUAUCAUAUGCAGCCCUAAUAACGAUCUUCAUGCUCUCAACAUUUUUGAAAUCAAGAUCAGUUGUUCUCACAAAUCUCACUUUUCCUCUAUUUGAUUACUUUUCCGUCACCACAUGGAUACUUGCUACAUCAUUGUUCUCUAUAGUGUCCGCUAUCUUCGAGUUCUUCGCCGAAUGGAUCUAUGUUAUUGGCGAUGUAGUCCAUAUGAUACUUACCCUUUAUAUUUGCUAUCGUCUGACAUUUGUUCCUUUCUAUGAAGAGUGGAGAAACACAAUAUGUAUGGCAUUUGGCCUGACAACGAUAGUUAUGGACAUCAACUAUUUAGUUAUCUAUUUCGUUGACGCUUUUAAUUAUAACUAUACUAUUAUUGUUUGUUUAGUUAGUAUGAUUGUUUUCUAUAUAAUUUCGAAGAUUUAUUUUGUCCGCAAGAUCAAGAAGAUCAAAAGAGAACUGACAGCCAAUGAAGAACGCAACUCAAAUGUCAUAGAAUACUUGAAUUCAUUAAAACUUUUAAAGAGUCCACAACAUGCAAUGAUGUAUAUUGUUGUUGGAUUGGCAGAAUUAUGUGAUUAUUUCGUUGAUGGACAUGUCAUGGAAUGUGUCAUGAACUCUAGUUUAGAAGAAGCAAUACCAACUGUUUUACAAAUGGUCACUUUAUUCCCAUCGGAAUCCAGACAUCUGAACAUUUUGUACAAAAAAGUUAUAAUGAAAAGGAAAUUAUCAUUGGUUGACAGAUUCUUAAUUUACCAAGUUUUCCAUAUAAAACUACGAAGAUUGAUUUUAGAUACAAAAGAAACUCUUGAGACAUUUUCAAAGCUCAAACAAAAGAAUGAACAAUGCAAAUCAGCAAUCAGAGACUUCUGGGACAAGAACAAUUGUGAUGAGAAAUAUUUGUCAACAUUAGGAGAAAUGAUUGCUGAUAUCAAUAGAUAUUUCAAGUCAACAUUAUCUAAUAAUCCAAACAACUUAAGAAUAAGAAAUGAAUACGCUAAUUUCUUAUUAGAAUGCAAAUGCGAAUUCCCUAAUUCCAUCAGACAAACAGUUAUUGCUGAAUCAAUUGGUGAUGGUCGUAACUUCAAUGUUGAUGUUUCAUUUAGAUCUUUGAUUAACAAAUUCCCAAUAUAUCUUAAAGAUGGAAUAUUAGAUACAAAAGGUAACAUUGUCCGUAAUAAUAAUAACCAAAACUCAAAAGGAAGCCAAUCAUCAGCCAAUUCCAAUGGAUCCACAAACUCUUCUUCUUUAUUUGAAUCAAUGUCAAUUGAUGUUGAAAAACAAGAAAUCGUUUGCAAGAAAGUUUUGAGGGAUUCAAAAGUCAGAUUGGCUUUUAAUAACGCAGUAAGUGGUCUUAAACCAAAACAAAGCAAAUUCAUUGUUAUUCAAUGCAUCUUUAAUAUUGUUUUGAUUUUGGUUUUCUUCAUUGGAUAUUUCUUGUUCUUCAGAUCAAAGAUUUCAUGGAGAAAGACAAGUUACAAAGAAAUAGAAAACAGUUGUUACUCAAUCUGUUUCAAUGUCAUGACAAACAUUUAUACUUUAGUUGUUUUCGCGUUCCAAAAUGGAAGAUUUGAUGGAAAUGAAUUGAGAAUUGGAGAUAUCACAGUAGAUAAUCUUCAACCAUUAGUUCCAAUUGAUAUAACUUUCCCUCAAAUGAUCUUUUAUUGCAUUGAUACAUCAAGGAAAUAUUUCGAUUCAUUAUUAAAUGAAUUGGCAGAAAUGGCAAGAAAUACAAAUGUCUAUGAAAUAUUACCUGUUUUGCUCAAAACUAUUACUAAUUUCCAUGUUUGCGAUGGUGGAGAACCUAUUGCUACUAUCCCUGGAUCACUUAAAUUACAAUUAGCUGCUGUUGAUUACAUGCAAAACUCAAUUGCUGGUGAUUAUAACCAAGGUGUUUUAAUAACAAACAUCUUCAAAGAUAAUAAUUACUGCCAGAUUGCUAAGAAUAUUCCAACAAUUACGGCAAAUGCUGAUGAAACAUUUACAGGAUUAUUGAAUUAUAAUAUCAAAAUGUCAAAAGAUUACCAGGAAUACUUUACAAUUUGGUGCAUUGUUGGAUCUGUUCUCAUGUUAGUUUUAAUGACUGUUCCUUCAAUGGUCAUUAUUUAUACUUAUAAUAGAACAGUUAGAAAACUUAUUAAAGUUUUGAUUAGUUUACAAAAUUCUGUCAAAGAAGAUGCCAAGAAACCAUUGAGUUUAACUGAUGAAGAUAACAGUGAUGUUGAAACAGCAACAGGAAAUAUUCAACAUUCUAAUACUUUAGUAUAUACUGCUAUAUUCUAUUUCAUUAUUAUUUUUGCAAUUAUUGCAAUUUAUAUUUUGUUAUGUUACGAAGGAAUUAAGUUAGAUAAAGAUUUAACAACAAUUUCGUAUUGGUACCAGUAUUCAUGUCAAAGAUUACCUUUAGCAGCACAAAUUGGUUCAAAUACUGUCCAGUUACUUAUGUUGAAUGGUUCAUUAGAAAACAAAAUCAUAACAAAUGAUGAAAUAAUUAAAAACGCUGAAUCUGAUUUGAAGAGUUUAGUAAAAGUCAACAAAUUAUUGGUUUAUGGAGAUGACAAUCUAAAGCCAAGCCUUAGAUACGAUGAAUCAUUUGAUGAAAUACAAAUAAAGAACAUUUGUGAAAUGAAGAAAGAACCAGAAACAAUACAUGACAUGUAUGCAUGCACAGGAAUAAAUAACCUUGUUGAAGUUUUCAAAAAUGUCAUUGAAGAUGUACUUAAAAGCCCUCAAAGUUAUGGUGGAACAUUAAGUACUGUUACAGGAACAAAUGUUGUUCAUAUGUUGAGAUCCCAUUUAUAUCCAAUUAUCUCUGAAGCAACAACAAGAUGCUCAGAAAUGAUGGAGAAAAGAUUUGAUAGAGGAAUGACAGAUUCCAUUGUAUUUUUAGUCAUUGGAUUAGUAUUAACUUUUGUUUUGUUUGUUAUUCCUUGGUUCGUCAGGAAAUUUGUUAAUGAUAACUUCAAAGUUUUGUUGAUUCUUUUACAACAUUUACCACCACAAUCUAUUAUUAAUACUCCUGAAAUCAUUGAGUUCUUCAAAGGAAGAGGUACAUCUACAAAAGAAAAGAUGUCAAUUCAAAAAUCUAUUGUCAUGGAUGCAAAUGAAUGUAUAUUAAUAACUAAUGAAUCAAGUGUUGUUGAAAUUGUCAACAAGAGUGUUCAAGAAAACAUUGGAUUAACACCAGAUCAAAUGCUUGGCCAAGAAAUUGUUAAUUUCGUUUCAGAUCAAGAUCAACAAAAACUCAAACAACAAAUUGAUUUGAUGACAAGUGGCCAAGGAUCAUUAUUCUGGCAAGAUCAUAUCUCUUUCAAUGAUGAUAACAAUGAACAAAUUCCUUUCGCAAUAACAAUGAUAGGAAUGAAAGAUUCAAAUGAUAAUUUGAACUCAAUUGUUUUCAUUUUGACAAAUGAAUUGGAAGAGAUACAAAAGAGGAAAGAAGCUGAAGAAGCCAAAGCCAAAUCAGAGAAAUUGUUGUAUCAGAUAUUACCAAAGAACAUUGUUGUAAGAUUAAAUGGUGGAGAAACAGAUAUUUCUUUCACUAUUAAUUCGGCAACAAUUUUCUUCAUUGAUAUUGUCAAGUUCUCUAAUUAUGCAAGCUUAUUAACACCAUCAGAAAUCAUGUCUAACUUGUCUUUGGUGUUUGCAACAUUUGAUUCGAUUGUUUCCAAAUAUACAACAAUCACAAAGAUCAAAUUGAUUGGUGAUGUUUAUAUGGCAGCUGCUGGUUUGUUCAUGGAAGAAGAUUCUCCACAAAAACAUGCUGAAGAAGCUGUCAGAUGUUGUCUUGAAUGCAGUAAAUCAAUGGAUGACAUUAAUUAUAAACUAAAUGCUUCCCUUGAAGUAAGAAUUGGCUGCAACAGUGGUGGUCCUUUGAUUGGAGGUGUCUUGGGAACAGAUAAACCAACAUUCGAUAUCAUUGGCGAUCCAAUCAAUGUCGCUGCAAGAUUACAGUCAACAGAUAUCCCUGGAAAUGUCCAGAUUUCAGGUAAUACAAAAGAAUUGAUUCAGAACUUGGAUUUCGUUAUUGAAGAAAGAGGUGAAAUCUACUUGAAAGGAAAAGGAAAUAGAAUGACUUACUUUGUUAAAUUACCCGUCAAAAAUGAUGGAGAAAGUUCCUUUAUGUUAAAUCUUGAUAUGAAUAAAUAA
Messenger RNA from Trichomonas vaginalis G3, 4704 nucleotides. RefSeq names its product adenylate cyclase type 1 family. The transcript has a single exon. Gene Ontology annotation, biological process: receptor guanylyl cyclase signaling pathway; cGMP biosynthetic process; intracellular signal transduction. Gene Ontology annotation, molecular function: peptide receptor activity; guanylate cyclase activity. Bases 1 to 4704 code for a protein of 1567 amino acids. NCBI's taxonomy places the organism in Eukaryota, Parabasalia, Trichomonadida, Trichomonadidae. The record is from RefSeq and is a predicted model, not a curated record.